Molecule: messenger RNA, 714 nt
Organism: Cavenderia fasciculata
Lineage: Eukaryota; Evosea; Eumycetozoa; Acytosteliales; Cavenderiaceae
Exons: 4
Coding region: 1-714 (237 amino acids)
Biological process (GO): protein homooligomerization
Molecular function (GO): protein binding
Source: RefSeq, a predicted model, not a curated record
AUGUUUGAUAAAGAAGAAGAUAAUAUUAGACAAAUAGAAAUUCUAUUACAACAAGUUGGUGUUGGAUUCAAAGACAAGUUGGCUAAACUAGAAAUAGAAAAGGAGAAGUUUGCAAAGGUUAAAAAUGUUGUUGAUCUAUCUUUGAUUACUGACCCAAUCAAGUUAGAGGUUGGUGGAAAGAUAUUCAAAACAUCAAAAGAAACUCUAACAAAGAUCAAAGGAUCUUAUUUUGAUGUCAUGUUGUCGGGACAAUGCCAGAUCGAUCCCUUUAAAUUGUUUAUUGAUAGGGAUGGAAAACAUUUUAGACAUAUUCUCAAUUAUCUUAGAACUAUGGAUUAUUCAGUUAUUCCAAAGCAAUUUAGAGAGGAGAUAGAUCGAGAAUUGGAGUUCUACAACCUCCGCUCUCUUUCAACACUAAUCGAUCACCAGAAGUUCCAAAUCAUUAAGGAUUGGAUUGGCAUACCUGAGAAAAAGUUUGAGUUGAUCCAUAGAGGCACAAGAGAUGGUUUCAGUUCAAGGGCAUUUCACGACGCUUGUAAUGGAAAAGGUGAAACUGUCACUUUGGUUAAAUCAUCCGAUGGAAAUGUGUUUGGAGGUUACAAUAGUCAAUCUUGGAAUUCCGAUAACAACACACGUGAUGUAGAUUCAAAGUUCAUUGCUUUGUCUAGUUCUCCACGUGCUCACAUGUAUCCACAUCCCUCAUCAAUAAGAUAA